AUGUCCAUCGACUCCUUCAACAUGUUAGACAGCAAAGCAGAGAGCAUUCUCGUCCCCUUUCUGGGGGCCAUUCAAGCAUCCUUGUCAGUCUUGUUGACCAUAUCAGCCGGAGUCAUUGCCGCCCAGUUAGGGCUCCUUGACGAUGCCAGCAGCAAGAAGAUUUCGACCUUCUGCGUGCGCAUGGCCCUCCCUGCACUCCUCAUCACAAAUGUCGGAUCUCAGCUUGACCUCGAGACUGGAAUCCGAUACGUGCCUAUAGUCAUUUGGGCUAUAUUCUACACCACCGUCUCCAUUGCCAUUGGCUUCCUCCUCACAAAGGUCUUCGGCAUGCCGGACUGGGUCAUCCCGGCCAUUGCCUUCAAUAACACCACCAGUCUGCCUCUCUUGCUUGUUCAGUCUCUGGAUGCCACAGGCAUUCUUAGCUCCAUAGACGACAGUUCGGGCGUUGUGAGCAAGGCAAAGAGCUACUUCUUGGUCAAUGCCAUGAUUGGCAAUUCGUUGACUUUCGCCCUGGGGCCGAAACUUCUCAACGGUCAAGAAGAGGAAGCCCCUGACAAGUCCGGGGACGACAACGAAGAUGAUGAAACUGACGGCGAGAAUGAUAUUGAGUCGCAAGAACAGGAUGCCGUUGAGAGGAACGAGCAGACGUCGCUUCUCCCGAAACCCCUGGCGGCCAAAGGCACCCGCGCCAGAUACUUUGCCUACGGAAAAGGUAGCAAGUUCUGGUCUUCUCUCUCACCCACAACGCGCUCUAUUCUCGACUUCCUGUACAGCUUCAUCAACGCUCCCGUUAUUGGAGCUCUUCUCGGAGCACUCGUUGGCCUUGUUCCUGCGCUCCAUCGCUUGUUCUUUAACGAACCCGAGGAGGGUGGCUACCUCAACGCAUGGCUCACCUCUGCCAUCAAAAACGUUGGCGAACUGUUCGCUGUAUUGCAAGUCAUCGUCGUCGGUGUCAAGCUUUCCAGGGCGAUUCUCCAAUACAAGAACGGAAAUGACUCAAAAGACAGCAGAGUCCCCCCAGUGCCAUUCAUGGUUGUGACCUUCAUCAGGUUCAUUCUUUGGCCCAUCAUCUCAAUUGGGAUCAUUUACCUGUUAGCUAGCCGGACGAACCUGGUGACCCAGGAUGCGCUGUUGUGGUUUUGCCUGAUGCUCAUGCCUACGGGACCCCCGGCAAUGAAGCUGUCUGCGCUAGCUGAUUGCGAGGGCUCCGAAGACUCUGAGAAGAUGUUGAUUGCCAAGUUCUUGACUAUGUCGUACAUGAUCUCACCCCUGAUCUGUUUCACGGUUGUCGGUGCCUUGAAGGCAAGCGAGUCUCUGGCCGGAAGAUAG
This is a messenger RNA of Colletotrichum graminicola M1.001, 1329 nucleotides long. RefSeq names its product membrane transporter. Lineage: Eukaryota; Fungi; Ascomycota; Sordariomycetes; Glomerellales; Glomerellaceae. The coding region runs from base 1 to 1329 and encodes 442 amino acids. Gene Ontology annotation, biological process: transmembrane transport. The record is from RefSeq and is a predicted model, not a curated record. Gene Ontology annotation, cellular component: membrane; endoplasmic reticulum. The transcript has 3 exons.